Molecule: messenger RNA, 527 nt
Organism: Ilyonectria robusta
Lineage: Eukaryota; Fungi; Ascomycota; Sordariomycetes; Hypocreales; Nectriaceae
Exons: 3
Coding region: 61-420 (119 amino acids)
Biological process (GO): translation
Cellular component (GO): mitochondrion; ribosome; small ribosomal subunit
Molecular function (GO): structural constituent of ribosome; RNA binding
Source: RefSeq, a predicted model, not a curated record
GCAACGUCGAAUUCGAGAUCCGAAGCAUGCGACUGUGAUACCCACGAGAAAUCUGGCAAAAUGGUGUUCAUUCUCGGUGUCAACUUCGGAGAACAAAAGUUGGUCAAGAAAGCCCUCGAGUCCUUCUACGCUCUCGGGUCGACCACUUCCGCACGCAUUAUGGCCAAGCACUCCAUCCACAAGCUCGCCAAAGUCGGCUCCCUCGCCCCCAGGACCGUCACCUCCCUCACGGCAGAACUAUCGCAGAUGACGCUCGAGACCGACGCCCGCCGACUCGUCCAGGAGAAUAUUCGCAGAUUGAAGGACAUGGGCACGUACCGUGGUCGACGACACGCCAUGGGUCUGCCGGUGCGCGGACAGCGGACGAGGACGCAGACGGCAACAGCGAACAAGCUCAACAGGGUCGAGCGACGAGGUUAAACCUGGACUUCGGCUUGGGAAUAGAAAACGGAAAUACCGCGGUUGCAACAAAUCUAGAGGCAUAUGUGAAGCGGUGGUCAUCACGGGAAAAGCCAGCGGAGGAAGUG